Molecule: messenger RNA, 968 nt
Organism: Oncorhynchus tshawytscha (Chinook salmon)
Lineage: Eukaryota; Metazoa; Chordata; Actinopteri; Salmoniformes; Salmonidae
Product: C-type lectin domain family 10 member A-like
Exons: 5
Coding region: 102-794 (230 amino acids)
Source: RefSeq, a predicted model, not a curated record
CACAGACACAGGACAGUGCAGGGAGAAGACACAGGUACAGAUGCACAUUAGAGUUGAGGUUAGAAGUAGAAGUUACUGUAUUUGACCACAAGUUUGUAAAGAUGUCAGAGGGAGUCUAUGAAAACCCAGAACCAUUUAAAGACGAUGAGCCUGAUGCAAUGAAGAACACAGACAUUGACGGCCAAUUAUAUAACAACUUAAGAGCCUUCAAGUCCAGUCCAAGAGAUGGAGUUGUUGCUUCAGAGCCGGAUAGCUCAGGGAAGAGACCCUUCCUAGUUGCUGCAGUGUUUCUGGGGCUGCUGUGUGUUCUCCUACUGGCUGGGAUCAUAGGCCUGUCUGUCUACUAUAACAGAGCCAUCAAAGAUUCUGAGGAUAAAAGGAACAUCUUGUCACAGAGUUGUUCCCUUUAUAAGACUAACACAACUGCAGAGAGAGACCAGCUACAGAUCAGAUACAACAACCUGACUGAAGAGAAAGACCAGCUACAGACCAGAUACAACAACCUGACUACAGAGAGAGACAGGCUUCAGAAUUUGCUUUGUGAAAGAACAUGUUGUUCAGAUGGAUGGAAGAAGUUUGAAUGCAGUUGUUACUUCAUCUCUACUGAGAAGAAAACCUGGGAGGAGAGCAGACAGGACUGUCUGGAGAGAGGAACAGACCUGGUGAUCAUAAACAGCAAAGAGGAACAGGAGUUUCUCUUCAACUUCAAGAAGAGAGUCUGGAUUGGUCUGACUGACAGAGAGACAGAGGAGACCUGGAAAUGGGUGGAUGGAACACCACUGACCACAGAGUAAGAGAUGUUAACUACUCUGUCAAUAAGGCUCCAUUGAAAAUGUUUCUAUACAGGUCAAUUGUCAUUGAUUGAAGCAGUCAACAGACUUACAUUUAAUUAUGUAUAUUAAUAUGGAUAUUAUUUGGGAUUGUAAUGUUUUAACUGUGAUAUCUGACUGUUAUUAACCCUGUAGGUA